Macrosiphum euphorbiae (potato aphid) is the source of this 726-nucleotide messenger RNA. The record is from the annotation of a GenBank genome assembly. Lineage: Eukaryota; Metazoa; Arthropoda; Insecta; Hemiptera; Aphididae.
AUGGCUGCUAAGCUGUUCUACGUAGCGAUGGCGGCCGUUUGCUGUGCGAUGACUUCGGGCAGGCCGUCAGCAGCGCCGUUUCCUUUUGCUCCACCGUCGACCGCAUCGGUAGCGCCGCCCGGAUACGACUUUGGCCAUCCCCAGGUAGUCGACCCUGGCCAUCAGCAGCCGUCCGAACUCGACGACUUGGGCCAUCUGGUCAAUCAACUGCACCAGCUGUCCGAACACGAAGACUUCGGCCGUCAUCACGAGAAUCAACAGCAGGCGCAGGCUGCUCAACAGGCGUCCGAACACGACGACUUGGGGCAUAACGCCGACGAUCGGCUGCAGCCGUCCACAGGAGCUCCGGCAGCCGACUCGUCGUAUCACUUCGCGUACUCGGUGGAAGACCCGCUGACCGGUGACGUGAAGAGCCAGAACGAGGUGAGCGACGGCCGAGGCACGGUCAAAGGAUCGUACAGCAUGGUCGAAGCGGACGGUUCCACUCGGGUGGUCGAGUACACGGCCGACGACGAGCACGGGUUCAACGCCGAAGUGAAGAGGAUCGGACCUCAGCACAGGUACGCGACCGCGUCGGCCGACUCGUCCGAUGGCCGACCGUCGUCCGACUUGGCAUUUGGCCGGCUCGGCGGUGGCGGAGACUCAUCGGUGGAGAUCAUACGGUCCACCGACCAACAGCACAUGCACUUUUACCUACCCGAACAGUACGUAAUCACGUCGGUGUGA